Molecule: messenger RNA, 1432 nt
Organism: Pyrus x bretschneideri (Chinese white pear)
Lineage: Eukaryota; Viridiplantae; Streptophyta; Magnoliopsida; Rosales; Rosaceae
Product: transmembrane protein 33 homolog
Exons: 9
Coding region: 141-1160 (339 amino acids)
Biological process (GO): endoplasmic reticulum tubular network organization; membrane organization
Cellular component (GO): membrane; endoplasmic reticulum
Source: RefSeq, a predicted model, not a curated record
UGGAGAGUUCGGUUGCGCCGCAAGAAAACUAACCAGUACAAAACGACUCUUUCUCUCUCUCUCUCUCUGUGUGAUCGGAAGAACGAACGAACGGAAUUAAACCAAUCAAUCAAGCGAUCGAGAAAUCAAGAAGUGAAGAAAUGGCGGAAGAGAGAGAGGACCCACAGCAGCUGAAGAGAGUGGCGGCGGCGGCCUACGACUACGAGAACGACCCCAGAUGGGCCGACUACUGGUCCAACAUCCUCAUCCCUCCUCACAUGUCCUCCCGCAGCGACGUCAUCGACCAUUUCAAGCGCAAGUUCUAUCAACGCUUCAUCGAUCCUGAGCUUAUGGUAGAUGCGAUGUCGUCAGGCAGUUCUUCUCAGCCAAAGAGACCAUCUGCAUCGUCCCGGACAACAAAUGACCAAACUCAGCCCCGUAGUGCAGGUUCAACUCCCAGAACUCCAGGGACAGCAGCAGCAGCUCCUCCAACUUCUCUGCGUUGGGAUCGAAAAACCAUUCAGUUUUCUGUAAACGCUUGGGUGUUUCUUGUGGCUGUGCUUGCAAUUUUCCCACUGGUGCCUAAAAACCUUUCAGAUAGGGCGUAUCGGCUUUCCUUUAUGGGCACUGCAUGUUCGUCUCUGUAUUCCUUGUAUUCGCUGUAUGGGAAACCAAGGGCUUGGAACUUGCAGGCUUUGCAAGUUUACUUUCAGCCAAUAAUCACGACUAAGGAUUUUAUCUACUUGAUAUACUGCAUUACCUUUGUCACAUCACAUCUUUGCCUAAAAUUUGCACUGAUUCCCAUUCUCUGUCGGGCUCUUGAACAUGUUGCCAAGUUCCUUAGGUGCAAUUUUAGUCAAUCCUCAUUGUACAGGAAGUACCUGGAAGAGCCUUGUGUUUGGGUGGAGUCAAAUACAACUACCCUCAGCAUACUCUCUUCACACGCUGAGGUUGGAGUUGGCUUCCUUCUGAUUAUAUCAUUAUUCUCGUGGCAGCGCAACAUUGUACAGGCGUUCAUGUACUGGCAGCUAUUGAAGAUCAUGUAUCAUGCCCCAGCAACUGCUGCCUACCAUCUGAGCGUGUGGACUAAGAUCGGACGGACAGUUCAUCCCCUCAUCCACCGCUAUGCUCGGUUCCUGGAAACUCCUCUUUCUGCUGUUCAGAGAUGGUGGUUAAGGUAGAGAGUACUCGGAGACUCGGAAGAAGAGGAUGAGACUCGGAAGGACGUCGAUGGAAAUUUCCUUGAAUUCCGAUACAGGAGAAACUGACGUCUGAUACACUGAAUUUGUCGAAACUGUCAUUUGGAUUCUAGAUGGAUAAAAAGUAUAUCUACCGAGGCGGUGUCGAUUCUCUUGUUUUACUUCGAAUUAGGGUUCUCAGUUCUUCCUACAAGUUUUAUAAUGCUCCGGAGUAUACGAUACUUUGAGAUUAUUAAUCAUUAAAUAUUGUUUUU